This is a messenger RNA of Hyalella azteca, 3090 nucleotides long. RefSeq names its product compound eye opsin BCRH2. The record is from RefSeq and is a predicted model, not a curated record. The transcript has 8 exons. Gene Ontology annotation, molecular function: G protein-coupled receptor activity. The coding region runs from base 260 to 1408 and encodes 382 amino acids. NCBI's taxonomy places the organism in Eukaryota, Metazoa, Arthropoda, Malacostraca, Amphipoda, Hyalellidae. Gene Ontology annotation, biological process: G protein-coupled receptor signaling pathway; visual perception. Gene Ontology annotation, cellular component: membrane.
GCGGCUCGAAUCUUCGCCAGUCCAGAACUUGCUGUUAACUCAAGCAAGUCGCUCCUGUGGACUUUCUGCUACAUUGCCCUAGAGGGAGAAUCGCAGACGCAAGCAAACUCCUGUAAUUCACGUGGUUGUCUCAAUCAAGAAGGCUUCAAGUCGGCUUUGAUUUCUUCAGGCUCAUUGCAUUGAGGAAUCCACACCGCCAGCCUCGUGCGAAAUAACUGAUUGUGUGACUGAAGCAGAGUUUGGUUCAGCGACAGCGACGAUGUCUCACAGCCACUACGCGAGUGCCUCGAGGGGAGCCCUCACGGGAGGAGCAAAUGACUUCGUUUUCGGAUACGCCCCAGGGGUGUCGGUGGUGGACAUCGUACCUCCUCAUAUGAAAGAUUUGAUUCAUCCUCACUGGAGUAGCUUCCCGCCCCCCAACCCCAUGUGGCACUACCUACUUGGGAUCAUUUACAUCGUAAUGGGCGUUUUGGCAACCUUUGGCAACGGCGUUGUGAUUUACCUGUACAUGAAAAUCAAGAAGCUGCGGACGCCGUCCAACUUGCUGGUGCUGAACCUCGCCAUCAUGGACAUGCUGAUGCUGCUGUCGCAGUUCCCGUUCUUCGUCUACAACUGCUUCCACGGUGGAGUUUGGGCCUUCUCACCCUUCAUGUGCGAGCUAUAUGCCUGCUUCGGAGCCAUCUCAGGCCUCGGCUCGCUCUGGACUCUCGUGUUCAUCAGUUACGACAGGUACAACGUGAUCGUUAAAGGCGUCGGAGGCAAGCCGCUGAGCUUCGGUAAGGCCAUGAUGUGUUUGGUCUUCGUCUGGGGCUACGCCACCGCCAUCUCCUUGCCCCCCUUCUUCGGCUGGGGGCGCUACAUUCCUGAAGGUAUUCUCGACUCGUGCUCGUUCGACUAUCUGUCUCGAGACUGGAGCAUUCGGUCUCACGGAGUGUUCCUCUUCUUCUUCUGCUACUGCGUGCCUCUAAGCACCAUUUUGUACUCGUACGUCUACAUCGUAAAGGCCAUAAUUUCGCACGAGAAGGCCAUGAGGGAGCAAGCCAAGAAAAUGAACGUCACGAACUUACGAUCUGGCAAGGAUGAUGGCGGGCAGAGCGCCGAGAUGCGUGUCGCUAAAGUCGCCUGCAUCAACGUGACUCUAUGGCUCGUCUGCUGGACGCCAUACGCAGCUAUUGUUCUCCAGGGCCUGUUCUUCGACCAGUCGAGCAUCACGCCGCUGGUGUCGAUGCUACCGGCGCUGCUGUGCAAGACCACCGCCUGCUACAACCCCAUGGUGUAUGCGCUCAGCCACCCGCGCUUCCGUCAGGCAAUGAUGACGGAGAUUCCAUGCUGCUGCGUGCACGAGCCUGACGACAGCACGGCUGAGAGUAAGAGCGCCGUCACGGAGCAGCAGGUUGCCGAGAAGUGAACUCCUCUCAACCACUCGUGACUGGACUAUCUUUUCCAACUUAUAACUAUCCUUUCCUAUCAAUUCCUUUAUGUUUUUAGUCCUCUAUGACGAUGAUCCCAGUCUAUUCAAUUAUUUACUUAAAAUUCUGAAGAUAUACCAUUGAAAUUUGCCUGUUACCUUUUUCUUUUGAAAUAUUGUAAAAAUGUUCACCAGAUUUAUUAAUUAUCGAUACGAUCGCUGUAUUCCCGGCCAUACAUGUUGAAUAGUUUAAUAAAGCUCAUCUCAUUGCUCUGAUAGUUACAGGCAGAAUCCCGGGUGGUAAAUUAAAAAAGUAGUUAACUAUAACAAAAUAUAAUUAAUGAAUCAAAUUAGAAUUUUAUUUGAGGUAUCGCGAACUGUAAUUAAUAUAACCUCAUUAACCUGAAUUGCCUGGCACAUUCAACUCAAUUUCAAAUAUUAAUUAGAAAUCACAUCGCUUUGAAGCAGCGAAGAAUUCCGACGGACGCAAGAUCAAAAGUUACCCUUUUUAUGUCAGAAUUAUAUUUUGGAUGUUUAUAUUUUUUGUUCGCACUUUUGUUGCUUUACGAAAAUGUUUUAUUUAAACGAACGCCUGCAGCAGCCAUGUGUAUCUGUAACCUCAUACACUAUGAGGCUACCAUGAAUGCCUGCAACAGACUUAUAUGUCUUUAAUCCUCAUACACUAAAAGGUUAUACAAGUACCAUAUGAAGUACAGAGGGUCCACGGUUCCAGAACAUUCACCAGAAACACAUCGCGGAACUCAUUUUUCUUAGUUUUAAAUAAUUCAGUUCAUCUAAGCCAUAUUACAGAAGUUAUUUGCGACUAGAGGAAAAUAUAAGUAAAUUAAUUUAGAAUAUAAAAGCGAUGUGCCUCCGCGCUUCGUUUUAUGCAAUCACUAUGUGAAUAGUUGCAUAAAAAAUGCCGCGAAACUUUGGAGUAUUGCUUGGUCUGCUAACUUCCACUUGAUACAAAUACAAACGCAAUCAUACAGUAACAUGAUUUUCAGCCUGAUGAAACUAUUAAUGCAGUUGGAUAUUUUGCGGUGGUGUGAUUUACCAUUCGGUGGAAUAUUAACCGUUUAUUCCAUAUGUAAUGGGGCCCGCUUUUAUUUUACACAUUUUACGCUUGACUUACAUCUUGUUUUUUUUUUCAGAAUUCAUACGGACGGAUACUUCAUGUGUAUAAGUUGCUUCUAAAGUUAUACAUAUUUACUAAUGUUCAAAACCCUUGUACGUUGACUAUUUUCCGCGGCGGAUCAAGCACGGUUAUAAAUAUUUCAGAUAUUUGACAAUAAACAUACGAUUAGAUAUUUCCAAUUUAAUUGUGUCCAACAGAUCACUAAUGUGGAGGGAUAUUUUCUCAUUAAUCACAUUUCCAGUAGGCUCAGAUGUCUCCCAUUUAGCGAUCACAUUACGUAUGCUUCCGAUGGAAAUUUUACGAAGUGUCUUUUUUCCUCGAACGGCUAAAAAAUUGACUCACCAUGUUUGAAUCACACAUAAAAAUUCCGCAUCAUCCCCGAGUUCAUGAAAAGUAUUCGGUUUGAUAUUAACCCGCAUGUCUGCAUUUGAUACCAUCGCGAGGUAAGAGAUCAGCUGUAUCGGUAGCUACAUCCCCCCCCUGAGCGGUGAUGGUCCUGUAGAUUCACAGUGGAAGAAACUUUGAAAAAAAUUGUCUUCAUCUU